CCAAAAUAUCCUAUAUAAGCAAACGCAGCCGCACGUUGAAACCCUAGCCUUCCAGUAAGCCACCUCCAUUUGUUCCCAAUAAACCCUAACCCGAUACUCACUGAGCUCCCACACUCGCCUCCACAGUCUCGUCUCCCCCAAAUUUUCUUCCAACCAGGUUUCAGAAUCCGGUUUCCGAAGCUUUGAAACGAUGUCGUCCGACGACGAGAGGGAGGAGAAGGAGUUGGAUCUCACCUCUCCAGAAGUGGUCACCAAAUACAAGAGUGCCGCUGAGAUUGUGAACAAGGCUUUGCAGCGAGUGAUAUCGGAAUGCAAGCCGAAAGCUAAGAUUGUGGACGUUUGCGAGAUAGGUGAUUCAUACAUCAGAGAGCAAACUGGUAACAUGUACAAAAAUGUGAAGAAGAAGAUUGAACGAGGUGUUGCUUUCCCAACUUCCAUUUCUGUGAACAACACUGUGUGCCAUUUCUCUCCACUUGCCAGUGAUGAAACAGUGCUCGAAGAAGGGGAUAUUGUAAAGAUUGAUAUGGGUUGUCAUAUAGAUGGGUUCAUUGCUAUAGUCGCUCAUACUCAUGCUCUUCAAGCAGGGCCCAUCACAGGAAGGGCUGCAGAUGUCAUUGCGGCUGCUAAUACUGCUGCUGAAGUUGCCUUGAGGCUUGUAAAGCCCGGAAAAAAGAACAAAGAUGUAACAGAGGCUAUACAAAAGGUUGCUGCUGCUUAUGAUUGCAAAAUUGUUGAAGGUGUUCUUAGCCACCAGAUGAAGCAGUUUGUGAUAGAUGCAAACAAGGUCAUAUUGAGUGUAUCCAAUCCAGAUACAAGAGUUGAGGAGGCAGAAUUUGAGGAGAAUGAAGUUUAUGCAAUUGAUAUAGUAGCAAGCACAGGUGAAGGAAAGCCUAAGCUGCUGGAUGAGAAGCAGACAACUAUAUACAAGAGGGCUGUGGACAAGAGCUAUCACCUGAAGAUGAAAGCUUCUAGGUUCAUUUUCAGUGAAAUUAGCCAGAAAUUCCCCCUCAUGCCAUUCACUGCAAGAGCUUUGGAAGAGAAAAGGGCUCGUCUGGGUUUACUUGAGUGUGUCAACCAUGAACUUUUGCAGCCAUAUCCUGUUUUGCAUGAGAAGCCUGGUGAUUUUGUUGCUCAUAUCAAGUUCACUGUAUUGCUCAUGCCAAACGGAUCAGACCGGAUUACAUCUCAUCCUCUACAGGAGCUGCAACCCACUAAGCAAGUAGAUGAUCCUGAAAUCAAAGCAUGGUUGGCUUUGGGCACAAAGACAAAGAAGAAAGGCGGUGGAAAGAAGAAGAAAGGUAAGAAGGGUGAUAAAGCGGAGGAGUCUACCGAAGCUCAACCUAUGGAUGCUACAAAUGGUGCUGAAACUCAAGGAUGAUCGUGUUUCUUGUUACCGAAUCAUAUUUCAGUUUUGGUCUUUUCUCCCCCUUGUAUCUGGCUGGAUAUGAAUUAAUUUAAUACAUAGUCUACUUUUCUAGCUGGAUUUUCUCUAAUUUGCUUUUCUAGUACUCCUUGUAUCUUGAAAUGCUAUCGUUGUUAGACUUUAAUUUUGACCCCUAUAAAUAUAAAAAUCUACAGUUAAAACUA
Molecule: messenger RNA, 1587 nt
Organism: Rosa rugosa (rugosa rose)
Lineage: Eukaryota; Viridiplantae; Streptophyta; Magnoliopsida; Rosales; Rosaceae
Product: ERBB-3 BINDING PROTEIN 1
Exons: 10
Coding region: 191-1378 (395 amino acids)
Source: RefSeq, a predicted model, not a curated record